CCCGAGGCCCCGAGGCGCUGAGGCGGCGGCAGCGGUGGUGGCCGUUCUCCGAGCUUUUCCUCUCCAGGCUCUCAGACGAACGGCGACGGCGGGGAGCUGAGCACCGAAAAGGCGCACCCCUCCCCGGGCGAGCUGCAGCACGAACAGACCCCGCGGGCGGCCGGGGUCCGCGCCGCAGCCGCCGCCUCACUCCGGCCCGGACUGCCGCGAGAGGCGGCGGCGGCGGCCGCCGCCUCGGCCCCGGCCGGCCUGCGGCGCCCCCCGGCCGCGCCCCCGCGCGCAGCUCGCGGCCCCGGCCAUGGGGCUGGGCGGAUCCGGGGCUCGGCCGAGCUAAGGCGGCGGCGCCUGCCUGCGCGCCCCUUGGGGCCACCCCCGCACCCCGCUCGCCGGCGCCUGGCUCUCAUGAUGAUGAAGAAGAAGAAGUUUAAGUUUAAGGUGGACUUCGAGCUCGAGGAGCUCUCCUCGGUGCCCUUCGUCAAUGGGGUCCUCUUCUGCAAGAUGCGGCUGCUGGACGGCGGCAGCUUCACGGCCGAGUCCUCCAGGGAAGUGGUACAAGCAAACUGUGUUCACUGGAGAAAGAAGUUCUCAUUUAUGUGCAAAAUGAGUGCAAGUGCCACCACGGGCAUUCUGGAUCCUUGUAUCUACAGAGUGUCUGUGAGGAAGGAAUUAAAAGGUGGAAAAGCAUAUGCAAAGCUUGGCUUUACAGAUCUAAACCUGGCAGAAUUUGCUGGAUCAGGAAAUACCACUCGGCGCUGUUUACUGGAAGGCUAUGAUACCAAAAAUACAAGACAGGAUAACUCCAUUCUUAAAGUUUUAAUAAGUAUGCAGCUGAUGUCUGGUGAUCCAUGUUUUAAAACGCCUCCCUCUACAUCAAUGUCUAUACCAAUUGCUGGCGAAUCUGAGUCCCUGGAAGAAGAUAGGAAAGGUGGAGAGACCCUGAAAGUCCAUCUUGGAAUAGCAGAUCUUUCAGCAAAGAGUACCUCUGUUCCAGAUGAACUCGGUGCCUGUGGACAUUCUAGAACAUCAAGCUAUGCAAGCCAGCAGUCAAAAGUAUCAGGGUAUAGUUCAUGUCACUCCCGGUCAUCUAGUUUCUCAGAGCUGUGCCACAGGAGAAAUACCUCGGUGGGAAGUACAUCAACAGGAAUUGAAAGUAUUCUAGAGCCAUGUGAUGAGAUUGAGCCAAAAGUAGCUGAACCCAAUCUUGAUACAACUGAUAAAGAAGAUACAGCUUCAGAAAAACUUAACAGAUGUCCAGUGAAACAAGAUUCUGUGGAAUCUCAGCUGAAGCGAGUUGAUGACACCAGAGUGGAUGCCGAUGAUAUUGUGGAGAAAAUACUACAGAGUCAAGACUUCAGCCUGGAUUCCAGUGCAGAAGAAGAAGGACUGAGGUUGUUUGUGGGUCCUGGGGGAAGUACAACCUUUGGCAGUCAUCAUCUUCCAAAUAGGGUAGGGUCUAGUGCUUAUGAACAAGUUGUCAUCAAACGCUAGAAGACAAGCUGAUAAGCAGAAACUUCCCCCUGGAUUUAAAGUAUGGGCAGUUGAUGUGUCCAGCAUUUUGUUCAAGCUGCUCAGAGAAAAUGAACCUAUGUAAAUGAAGUUCAUCUGUCAAGAGGAAAGCUGAUGCUGAUUUCUUCUUGGAGAGUGCCCACCAACCAUCCUUUCCCUCCCACAAGCAGGGAUCAUCAUCCGAAUGCGAGUCUCCAGCGUGCCAGGGAGUGCACCGCUCCCGUGGUCCUGUACGUGCAGGUGAAAAGCCUGCUCUUGCUUUCAGAACAUCCCAGUGAGGAAAACAGCACUUUGAUGCAUCUGCAUUUAUUAUUCAGGUGUAAAAUCUAUGACAAUGGUGCUCAACAGGUUUGGGCUCCAUGUUUUCAUUUCAGUUUUACAUUUGAGAGACAAUAGUGAAUAUAAUUUAAAGCCUAUAAAUUCCAUCAAGAUAAUUGUGCUCCUGUUAAGGAAAUCUUACAUAUUAUACUACCUACAAGUAUUAUAGUAAGUUUAUUAACUCUUUUUGAUUGAUAUAAAAUGUGAGUGUUCAUGCUUUGGGGAAAUGUUAUAUUACAAUUUAAACAUGUAAAAUGCUUAAUAAUCAUUCUGAAUAUAAUCAUCAUAAAUCAAAAUGGCAAAUGUGUUUAAGUCAGAGAUAAGUGAAUGAACGUGACACAUUAUUAUGCAGUAUAUGUUGUUGCUUAUUGUUAAUACAGGUGAGCUGCAGAGCCCCCACCAGCAUAUAUGGUAUAGGAGACUCAAAAUAAGUGUACUGUUGACUGUUAGGCUACCAUUAGGCAUCCAAACAGAAGAGCUCUUUUAAAUAACUGAACGUUAAGAUAUGAAGGUUUGAGAAAUCAAAAUUUUGAACCAGAGGGAAACGGUGAAUGAUGGAAACAGAGCAGCCUUUUCCGUGUAAAUUCAGGCUUGUCUGAAAAUGAAAACCACCCUGUCACGGUAGCGGGUAGAAGACAGGGACAGCUGCCUGAUGCUCCUGAUGCAGACCCAAGGUUCCAUUCUGCGUGGCCAGGUGUCACUUGUAUGUUUUCUCCCUUACAGUAUCUGAGGUUGGUUGUUUUUCGGGGCACGAGUAGAAUAUAACAUAGAAUUUGUAAAAUCACAGUAUGUGGUCUAGAUCCAGUUUAAUAGCACAGCAGAUAAACCUUAAGAGUUUUUCUGAUCCAAAACAACAGUUUCCACUUCUUGGAAUCCCUUAGUCUUUAAAGAAAGAUGGAUUGUAUAGAAAUAGCAUUUCCCAGUCUUUACUUCCAAAAUCAUGCCCAAGAAUGACAAUAAUAUUUCAGAAUAGAAUUACUUUGGUUGAAGUAUUUUCAUAUUGGCAAAAUAAGGGAGAAAUUAUAUUAUUUUUAAUAUUCAAAUAUAAAGGUUUGGAGAUUUUUGAAUAGUUCCUGUUAGGACUUAUUUUUUUUUUAAUAUUUCAAGGAUUGGAUUGGAUAUUCUACAUUAAAAUCAAACACUAUUUUUACAAGUAGAUUCUGAAGUUUUUAAAAUGACACUCUGUUUUAGAAUAUUUUGAAUGUUAAAAGAGAAUCAUCUGGUCAUUAGUUAUACUUUUUAUUUUUUAAGAUUUAUUUUGAAGAGGGCUGGCGCCGUGGCUCACUUGGUUAAUCCUCCGCCUGCGGCACCAGCAUCCCCUAUGGGCGCUGAGUUCUAGUCCCGGCUGCUCCUCUUCCAGUCCAGCUCUCUGCUGUGGCCCGGGAAGGCAGUGGAGGAUGGCCCAGGUGCUUGGGUUCCUGCACCCGCAUGGGAGACCAGGAGGAAGCACCUGACUCCUGGCUUCGGCUUGGCGCAGUGCGCCGGCCAUAGCAGCCAUUUUGGGGGUGAACCGACGGAAGGAAGACCUUUCUCUCUGUCUCUCUCUCUCUCACUGUCUAACUCUGCCUGUCAAAUUUACUUUGAAAAAAUACAUUGACCUGAACAUUUUAGUCUAACCAAGGAAAAGUAGUAAAGACUUGUUCUCUUUCUUCAAGUAAAAUUCAUUAUAUAUUAUGGAAAGCAUCAAAGAAAGUUUUUAAUAGAAAGAUGAAGGAUUGUUUAAAGAAAUAUUUAUUAUGACUUUUUAAAGCAUAUUUUUCUAUUUUCAAAAUAUUAUUUCUUAGCUAUAUUUUUAUUGACACUUCUGUACAUGUUUUUGUGCUUUUAAAAAUAAUCAAUGUAGAUUAUAAGUGGGGUCCAUUGAGGACAUUUGUCAGAAAUACUAAAGGUGCUAGGAUCAGGGCAGGACCCUUGUCCACCUGUCUCUCUCCUCCUUGGCUGUCCUUGGCCUGGUGACCUUUAUGUAAGACUGACUCUCAGUAUGCAGAAUAGUACAGGAUUCUUCAACUGUGAAGAGAUUUUGAAAAGUAUAAACUUCAUGGCCUUAUAAUUUUAGCAGCUAUCAAUUAAAUUUAUUUUGUAGUAGUAAAUAUAACGAAUAUUUUACUGAAUAUCAACAUUGAUUAGAAAAAGAAAGAAUUAAUGGUAAUGUCCUCUGAGGUCAGUGGAAGCUUGAAUUCACUCUGUUCCAUCCCUGUGAGCCUGCUUUGCCCUCAGAUUUCAGCACAACCACUUCAAAGUAUGCGUUGAGAGCUGCCUAUUCGUCUGCCUUACUUUCUAGUUUUUCUUUUUAGAGCUUGCAUUGCUAAUAUUUUAACCCUGUGGCUAUUGAAAAAAUCUAUUUAUCAAAUACCAAGUCCACUUUUGAUUCCAUUUUGAGUUUUGAAAAUUUAGAUUCUUAAUAAUUGGCUUUUUAAAUGUUAAAGUCAAAUUUACAAUCACCUAGUCUUGGAGAAUUUGUAGAUGUAUAAGACUUCUGAUUCUCUCCUAGAGAUAAAGGCUAAUCAUAUUUCAAAGCUGUAUAUCUAUGGAGAGAUAAAUUACAGUCUUAUGUAUCUUGUUUGGGAGAAGGCACAGGCCAGCCUGGAGACCAGCUCCCUGGGACUUGAGCUGGUAACUGAGGGGAAUACAGGGGAGAGAAGGUGCAUUUUAAUGGUUUACUCCCCUUGGUGAUUUUGAAGUUCUCUGUGUUCAAACAAACUAAUGUGGAUUUGUGCUUAUGAUUUGAAAAAGUCUUGACCAAGAAUCCCAAACUCCACCAUCCCAUUCCAGUGUAAAACUAGCAGAACAGGGGGCAGGCAUAAUGGUGCAGUAGGUUAAGCCACUGCUUAGGAUGCUCACAUCUAUGACCAAGUGCCAGUGUGAGUCCUGGCUGCUCUGCUUCCCGGCCAGCUGCCUGCUAAUGUGCCUGGAAGGAUAGCAGAUGAUGAUCCAAAUACUUGGGUCCCUGCUACCCGCCUGGCCCAGCUCUGGCUAUUGUGAGCUUUUGGGGAGUGAACAGGGCAGAUGGAAGAUCUUGCUUGCACUCGCUCUCUGUCACUCUCUCUUUCAUAGGAACAAAUACAUCUUUAAAAAAAAUCAGAGUAAUAUCUAAAAUAGAGUCUUCUGUAUAUGCUUUUUUUGUACAAAACUAUGGGCCACAGAGGUCAACCACUUAGCCCGUUUGUGGCUAGAAAGAAAACAACCUCUGCUAACCACCAGUCAAAACAUAUCCAAAUUCCAGGGGCAGUAAGUUUUAAUAAAGCAUGCAGGAGUAGUUUUAGGCUUUCAGAUUUCCGUGCUGACUAGACCACUGUGUAAGCUCAAGCUGACAGUAUUAUUAAACAUUUUAUUGAAGUGUCACAUCACACUUCUCUGAGACAGACAGGGCUCUUAGGUCUGGGGCAGGAGUGGGGGUGCAUUUUAUUUUCUUAAUGCUCUUUAACUUGGCCAGUUCAGGAAUUUUGCCUGCUCAGCUCUCUUGUUCUCUCCAAUGGUACGUUUUGUGACUGUAAUCAAGCACUGAAGAUGAAAUUGUGUUAUGCCACUACUCAUGUGUUGGCCUAGGUACUAUGCAUAAUGUUCAUAGCUGAGAUGUUCAAGAACAUGAAGUCUAAAAUAUACAGGAUAGGAUAUACCUGCGUUAAGCCAGAUGUAAGACUGCUCUGGAAACAGACGCCUUAUUUUAUUCCCUUGUAUGUGCUUUCCAUAUGGUGUGUACACAGUAUCUUUUAGAUGGUUAUGUGGGUGGUCUGCAUAGCUACUCCCACAUACCACGAAGCUGACAAAGCCGUUUACUCCACAUAGUCAUGUUUUCAGAUGUUUAUGUUUACCUUAGGUAUAUAACAAAAAGUUUCUCCUACUGGCAAUACUCAUUGACCAAAUCCAUGCAGGAGAAGACAUUUAGAGUUCAUACAAGUUAAUGGUUUUUUUAAAAUACAUCUUAUUUUAAGGAUCACCUUCCUCGUGUGUUUAUUUGAUCCUUUGGAAGUUGAUACAGUGUGUGGUUAAUCAUGCAAAUGUGUUUGUAAGAUUUUAUUGAAGUGAUUCCAUUAGUAUUCUAAUACUUGGAGAAUGACCUUCAUAUUUAUGUAUUUCUUUGUUUCAAAUGUACAAUGAUAAAUCCUGGAUUUUUUUUUACAAAAAGCAAUUUUUAAUUUGUAAAGUGUUAAUAAUAAAGGUGAAUCUUACGUAUGUUCAAUAAAAACCAUAUAUUAAAAGAC
Oryctolagus cuniculus (rabbit) is the source of this 6026-nucleotide messenger RNA. It is a transcript of the gene EEIG2, whose product is annotated as EEIG family member 2. The record is from RefSeq and is a predicted model, not a curated record. Lineage: Eukaryota; Metazoa; Chordata; Mammalia; Lagomorpha; Leporidae.